CCUAAAAAUACUCAUAGUGCUACAAGAGGAUAAACAAAUUAAAUUUAUUAUUAAGUAAAUAGAAUUUAAAAAUAUGUUGCCCCUUAGUUACGGCAAUAUAUACCAAACCCCUGACGAUCAUAAACCGCCCGAGGAGACGGAUUUGGCUGACGACACUGACUAUCCCAACUUGAAUUCACGCGAUUAUGCUAGACGUCCCUUAAAUCAUACAGUCCGUAUGCAUGAGGCUUGGGAAUGUAUAUCGAUCAAUACGCCCUGUUCCGAUGAACGUGGUAAUAUUGCAAUUUGUUGUAAUAAAUUAAACGGGCGUGAAUGGACGGGCGCGUUAUGGGGUUUCGAAAAGGCAGAAAUUGUCCGAAAUAAAGAGUCAAUUCUACCUGAAUUAGCCUGCUACAAACUGCAGUGUCCUGCUGUUAUAAAUUGCUUGGAAUAUGCCACUCUGGACAUUUUGUUGUUAGCUUUUAAUAAUGGAUCCCUCCAAGUGUGGUCCACGCACUCAGAAGUACGCAAAUCCCACAAUCCAUAUUGUUUAUUUAAAAUUGGAGAAAAAAUUGAACACAUGAAACCGAUUACAUCUCUGGCGGUGUUUAAAGCCAACCCAAAUAAAGUAGCCACCGGUAGUAAAGAUGGUGCAAUUAAGGAAAGUAGGCAUGGUAUAUAUUUGUUUCAACUUGUAUGGCCUAAUUUUUUGUUUUUUUUUUAAAUUUAGAUUUGGGAUUUGGGUACAGCUGAUCUCAUUUCCAAAGGAGGUUUUCGUUUCGCCCAUACCGAUGCAAUAACAGCUUUAGCUGCCCAUAGGUCAAAUCAAAAUAUUUUUACCACUUGUUCCUUGGAUAAAUCUUGCCUUUAUUGGGAUGAUCGGGAAACUCGUCCUGCUAUAGCUCUUUAUGAAAAUCAUAGCGUCCAGUUGAAACAUGUCUGUUAUGCCGUCGAGUCUGAUAAUGAAAAUAUUAUAUACUUAGGAGACGAAUCGGGCUGCAUUUUAGUUAUAGAUAUACGACAGCCCAAACAAAUUCAAAAGCAAACAAAAUAUUUUGAAAGACCUAUAAGGAAAAUUAUGCCAAAUGGAGACAACAUUGCAGUUAUCUCAGAUUCAAAUGUAGUUAAAAUAGCGAAAUCAUCAAACAAAUCUAUAUUCUAUGAAAAUAAUGAGACACAAAACUUUAUAAGGGAUGGAGCUUGGCUUUCGGCGGCCGAAUUCUUAACCGUGGGUUUCGAAGGGAAAUUAAGAAGUCAUAUAAUAUAAAAAUAACUAAUUUUUUUAAUUUUUUAUUUAAACUACCAUAUAUGUAUAUAAUUCAAUUUAGGUAAAAACAUAGGCUUUCCUAAAGGACGAAGGCUAUAAUCUAAGAAUUUACAAGUGUAUAAUGCGGAUAAACGUUGUAAUUUUAGUAAUAGUAUAUCAUGAUACAUUUUAAAGAAAAAGUAAUAUAUGAACUUAGUUCUUAUAAAAUUAAAGAAGCACAAAAAGUA
This is a messenger RNA of Stomoxys calcitrans (stable fly), 1473 nucleotides long. RefSeq names its product protein valois. Gene Ontology annotation, cellular component: methylosome. The transcript is spliced from 4 exons. The record is from RefSeq and is a predicted model, not a curated record. NCBI's taxonomy places the organism in Eukaryota, Metazoa, Arthropoda, Insecta, Diptera, Muscidae. Gene Ontology annotation, molecular function: protein binding. Gene Ontology annotation, biological process: oocyte axis specification.